CUGAGGCCAUUCCGCACUAUCAAAGCACAACGGAGGCGAAAUCACGCAGGACAGCUAUUGCCACCACUGGACUGCCUCAAGCGCUGUGGAUCCUGCUCGACAUGUGACUUCGAACACGACUAUCGCUCGAUUUCCCCUAGUUGUAACAUUCCAUCCACAGCCACAUCCCACUCUUGUGGCCAGUCAAAGAUCCCCCUUAGCCGACAUGUCUCUGAAAGACUCGUCCAUUCUGUUUGGUCAGGCUGUCGUUCAGCUGAAAGAGCAGGCUGACGGCGACCCUGCGGCGUCGACUUCGUCCGGACUCGCACAGUUACAAGUUACUUCGGGCCUCAACUUUCUAACCCGUAGACAGUCAUGCACACUCAUCUCCAGUCUCCUAGAAGUGAACGGAUAUCGUAGGUUGGAUUACCCAGUUGAAGAGAUGCAUUGGCUUAUCAAGGGAUACGCUGGCUCAUCAGGCUGCAUGCUUGGGUUCAGAUGACUGCAUGCGGAAGGCUUCUCAUAGGUUGUCCGAAAUCCUCCCGCAUCGUCCUUCGAAACCAUUCACGUGCGCAGUGGACUCUCUACCCCGCGAAGGGCGCAGCCUGCCCCUUCUCGAAGACACCGACGAUAUGGCUCCCGCCGAAGUCACGGAAGACUACUAUGCGAUCCUCCAGAUCCUACACACUGCCAGUUCUGAAGAGAUAACGAAGAGCUAUCGACGCCUAGCCCGUAGCGUGCAUCCUGACAGAAACAAGGGGUGCCUUGCUGCGACAGCUGCUUUCCAGGUGCUGCAAAAUGCGUACGAGACGCUGAGUGACCCUGGCAAGCGGCGUGACUAUAACGAAAAGUGGCCAAGUAUUAGAGAACAGAAGGAAGCGGAAGAGGAGAAGCGGCGAGCUGAAGCCGAAGCCGAGGCAGAGGCGGAGAAGGAGAGGCGCAGGGCUGAACAGGAAACAGCCAGGCAGACGCGCAAGGCUGAAGAGAAAGCAAGGCAAACGCACAAGGCAGAGGCCGGACGCCACGCUGAAAGGGCAACCCGGACCAAACCACCCUCUCGAAAUGAGCAUAUCACGAAAUUACAACACCAGAAAACCGAAUUGGAUAGUGAUAUUUUCGAGCUGAACCGGGCCAUUCGUCGACUGCAAGCGGACUUGAAGCGUUUUGCCGUUCAGGAUGAGGAAGACGAAGCCCAGCGGAAGAAACACCAUGAUGGUAUGAAUCCCUGGGAUAGAAAUCUCCAUUCAGCAAAUAGCGAGCUUUCAGAGGAAGACAAGAUGGCCAAGGACCGCGAGGCAUUACAGCGGGUCGCGGCUAGAGGGAUAAAGGAGACUCAGUUGCGCGAAAAGGGGAGCAAGCUCCAGCAGCUGAAUUGCGACAUGCACAAUGUACAGACGAUGAUCGCCGCUGAGAAGAGAAGCAAAGACGAUGCAGAGAGGGAGGACGCCCUCAGAGAGCGGGAACAUUUCAGGACGCGAGAGAAAGCAAGUCAGCAGCGAGAAGAGCAACAGAGACGCGAAGAGAUUAGAAAGAGAAUAGAAGCGCAGCGGAGGCGGGAAGAUCUAAAGAAACAGGUAGAAGAGCAGCAGAGGCAAGACGAAGCAAAACAGCAGGCAGAAGAGCAGCAAAGGCAGAAAAAAACGCAACAGAAGCAAGAAGAGAUGAAGAGACAAGCAGAGGAGGAGCAGAGGCAUGAAGAACUGAGGAAACAUACAGAGGAGCUCUGGAGGUGGGAACAAUUAAGAAGACAUUUUGAGACGCGAGCAGAAGGGCAGCGAAAAAAGGAGGAAGAGAGAAGACAAGCUUUUUGGCAAGAGUAUUUCCAAACGAUGGAGGAGGAAGGCCGCAAGGCGGCAGAGAGGAAAGCAGCCGAAGACUUCGCGCGCCGGGCUCAGACCAAUAUGUGCCUUGGAGAUGACUGCCCAAACGUAAAGCUCGUCACAGCUGAGCGCCAAAACGAGUCCUUGCCUCUGCAAUUUGUUGCCGAAUGUAAACAUUGUGGGUACUACUCACCCUCGUACGCAACUGUCAAAAGCCAGCACCUUGCUCCUGGUCUGCCUUGCCUCGGAGCUCCUUCGUGGAAGAAUAACCGUUACGAGUGCGGCUGGUGCAGUUAUUGGGCGACUUCAUAUCCCGAGUUCGACAGUUCGCAUCGCAAAUUGCGACGAAACUAGGAAGAUGGGAGAGGAUAUCAAGCAUUGGGGUUGUAUGGUAUUCGUGACGUAUGUCGGAGAGUUUUCCGUUGAAUUGGCUCAAAGAGAAAGCAUUUGUAUUUCGAAGACGGACUGCAGGGCCGGCUUCAAAGCCUUCGGAUCGCGGGCCUACAUUCUCUCACUUCCGUAUGUGUACUCGUAUUUUUGGCCUCUUUUCAGCGUGCA
Messenger RNA from Trematosphaeria pertusa, 2357 nucleotides. RefSeq names its product DnaJ-domain-containing protein. NCBI's taxonomy places the organism in Eukaryota, Fungi, Ascomycota, Dothideomycetes, Pleosporales, Trematosphaeriaceae. The transcript has 2 exons. The record is from RefSeq and is a predicted model, not a curated record. The coding region runs from base 486 to 2153 and encodes 555 amino acids.